CCUGAUAUUGGUGUGCUGGCGGUCACUUUGACAGAAAUGUCAUCGAUGUCAAAAAGUGAUGAACGUUUAUUUUGGAUCUUCGUUUUAUUUUAUUAUUGAGUAAUCAAGAUUAAACGCAAAAUGCCGGCUUUACCCCAGAUACGAAAUUUUAAUUUAAAAGUGAUAUUUUUAUCACAUUUUGUUUUUAUCGCCCUUAGUUCAAUGGGUUUUUGGAGCACUUCAGCCUAUUUAUUUUAUAAUUUCUUUUUUAUUAUUUUCCUGGUAUGGAGCCUUGUUCAACCACAAAAUGAGGAACCCUUGCAAUUGGCCAUUGUCGUAAACGGAGUUUCUAUAUUUUUAGACAUUUUACUAUUAGUAAUGUCUUAUCCAAGCGAUUCACAAUCAGCAAGAGAAAAAUUUUCUGCUGCAAUGUGCAUCCUACAUUUAAUUGUUCGUCCUUUCAGUAGCAUUGUUUUGAUUAAAAAUCUUGAAGAAAGAACGGGAUCCAAUGGGGCGUUAUCAGGUUUAUUUGGGGAAACUCCACAACAAUCUAGUUAUGAAGACAUAGAUAGAAACGUCCCACACACAUCACAAGCAGCAAGCUAUGAUUUUUCAAGUGCCCAACAAAUCUAAUUCGCCCCAAAUAAUAGUUUUUUACACCUUAUAAAAUAUAAGUCACCAAUAUUUACUUAUUAAUGUUAUUUUUGUUUUCAUUUAAUCUUUGUAUAAUAUCGUAAAUAACUAUAACGUUUGUAAUUUGUACAAUAAUAAACUUGUUAUUUCAAAAUC
Messenger RNA from Tribolium madens (black flour beetle), 768 nucleotides. RefSeq names its product type-1 angiotensin II receptor-associated protein. The record is from RefSeq and is a predicted model, not a curated record. Gene Ontology annotation, cellular component: plasma membrane. Bases 121 to 612 code for a protein of 163 amino acids. Gene Ontology annotation, biological process: angiotensin-activated signaling pathway. NCBI's taxonomy places the organism in Eukaryota, Metazoa, Arthropoda, Insecta, Coleoptera, Tenebrionidae. The transcript has 5 exons.